UUUUUCCUCGGGAUGAUGAAGGUGUUUUAUUUAAACUUAUGAGUGGUGUUGUGCAAGUAGGAUUUAGAAAUUUUAUGGCGCAGUACCCGGUCAAUGACGAAGAAAUGGAUAAAUUAAGGGAUGCUGAAACAUUUGUCGCUGUAAAUUUCCUUAAAUGUGAAAUCAAAUACGUAGCCGCAAUGAAAAAAUUGCACAAAGAUACAAUCGAGUGGGAUUGCACAGUAGCAAAAAUCGUCGCCUAUGGUGGCAGCCCUGGACAAUUCCGAAAGUGAAUCAGAAGACAAUUAUUUGAGCUUUCGAAAAAGCGAUCUUCAGGACAAACUGGAUUUAUAUAAACUUGAGAACGAACGUCUUCGUAAGGAAAUGGCACACUUGCGCAAAAUUGAAAAUGCACGCUUAGAUUUAAUAGAUAUUGAUGCCCUAAAGGGGGGUAUUAUCAAUCGCUUAUUACAGUUUGAUAUCCUGAGUAAAGAAAGCUUGGACUUACUGCAACGUGGUGAAUCGAAGAAACAGGAAGAAAGAUUACAAAAAGAAACGAUUGGAGUUGAAGAUUCAAGUGCAUAUAAUAAUUACGACACGGAUACCAAAGUGGAGAAGGCAUUCGAUGAUCAUUCAGAAUCAUGUCAAACGGUUUUUCCACCGGAGAAACAAACGCACACAUCUCUAGAAUUAGAUGAUAACGUAAACUAUGGACACCAUUCGACACGUGAUAAUAGUCCGCACGAACUGCACAUGUCUCCAGAAUUGGACGAUAACGGCAAUGUAGGAGAAAAUUCUUCGCAAAGUUUGGAUCGUAGGACUAAUGAUCGACGCUCCUCAGCCGAAGAGGAUUUGCGAAUUCCCGACGAGAAUAUCUUUGGUCCUCUGAAUUCCAAGAAAACCAAUAAGAAUGAGUUCAUUCGAUUUGGACAAAAAUUAUGCAGCCGCGCAGCAGUUGAACAGAGCAAUAGAUCUUGCGUGGCUAGGUAUGUGGGAGAACUGGCUUCCAUUGUUUUUACCAAGGCAGAACUUGCCACUUCAUCUUUGACAGGAGCGCAGUCCAAUACAAACAAGGACAAAAAUAGACCUCCCCCAAAGAAACUGGACACCCAUCGAGUGACUGCAAUCAAGAAGCUCACCGUCAAAAUUUUUAGCGAUACCGCUGAUAAUAAAAAGGCUUUUAAUACCGCGAUUCAAACAAAAUGCAGCAAUGCAAGAGGACUGGCGAGAAAACUGUUAGAUACGAUCAGUCAGUAAUUAAUGAUUAAGUUCUGUAAUGUAACAACUUAAAAUAAAUCUACGUUCAUGAAUAAA
Messenger RNA from Belonocnema kinseyi, 1293 nucleotides. RefSeq lists its product as uncharacterized. The record is from RefSeq and is a predicted model, not a curated record. NCBI's taxonomy places the organism in Eukaryota, Metazoa, Arthropoda, Insecta, Hymenoptera, Cynipidae. The coding region runs from base 241 to 1236 and encodes 331 amino acids. The transcript is spliced from 9 exons. Gene Ontology annotation, molecular function: DNA binding.